AUGAGAAGUCAUCAUUUGAUUUGCAUCUUUUUUGCGUUGUUAUUACCACUAACCCUUACGUUGUACACUUCGGAAAAGACUUCUCCUCAAUCGCCAUGUGUUUAUGGCUAUCAUUUCAGCUCAAAAAUGCCAAAUAAUGUUCACCCAUGCUACGACUUUAACAACAACUCGACACUUGUUGAAGGCCUCAUCCUCGAGCUUCAAGUGUACUUCCCGAAGUCUUUUGUCACUGGUGGGUUGUUUUCUCGGUGUGGGGAAUGUCUUGAAUUGUCGUCGACUGGUGGGGAGAGUUACCGAGUAAUGAUAGCAGGGUACCACACAGAGAGUGAUCCCAAAAUAAUAUAUGGGACGGAUGCCAUGUUCGAGCAGUUGAGUGCCAUUUCAGACGAGGUUGGCAUCAUCCCAGUCUCUUUUCAGUUCACCGAAUGUCCCUUUGGAGUAAAACCAUCACUUGUUAUUAAACAAGUGAUAGGAAAUAAUAUCGUUGUGCAACCAGUGAACACCGUCGUCCAACACAAUAAGAUGGCUAUUGGCAGUGAUGAGUAUCUGCAAGAUAUACUCACAGGGACGUACACAAUUCCAGUGACACAAGAGACCGAUGUCAAGUUAGUUUCGUUGCAACGAAUCACAAUUGUAUUUCCAAAAGUGCACCCAAAAUUGGCCUCUUUUCAGGCUCUUACACAGUUCCCUCGCUACACAACAAACACACAAUGCCAAUUCAUUCCCGAAAAUUUGCUGUUUGAAAAUAACACCGAGUUGGAACACUUAGACGAGUUGUUUGUGUGGCAACUCUACAGAGUGACCCCGUCUCUAAGACUUGUUCCAAUCACUUUCGAUAAUGGAGAAUUCACAUUUUCUUUCUCCACUGAGAAUAUACAAGUUGUCUUGGGAUACCCUAGUUACUUCCAACUGAGCAGGUAUUUCAGUUUGCUAGAAUUUCGAUUCAUAUCUGACUGUGCUGUGACUUUUGAAGAGGCUGAAUUAUUCACACUUGCCGACUUGAAGAAGUUUGACACUGACAAAAAAGUCAAAUGUUCGAAUGUGUUAUCGUCUUUUAGAUCAAAAGAGUACAAAAACAGUGUUGGAAAUGUUGUGUUAUACGGCAAUUUGCUGAAAAUUAAUGUCGACUCAACAUGUUCUGAGUAUGUCAAUUUUGUGAGUAUCAAACUUCUUGGUGUGAUAGGUGGAACGGUCACUGUAAACAGAAUAGGGUUUCAACAAAAAGAGAGUCUAAACAACGUGAUGGGAUGUAACGCAUCCUCUGCGAUGUGUCAUAAUGAGUGUAGUUCUUCAAAUGAAGAGUGCCAAGUAUUUUGUGGAAAAUGCCCAGCGGGAAAGCAGUGUGUUGAAGGUAGUUGUGUCAUUCCUAAGACCAACACAAGGUCUGGCGCUUUAACGGUGGAGAUGUACUUCGUCGUCGCAAUCGCGCUGUUUCUUGUCUAA
Messenger RNA from Entamoeba invadens IP1, 1443 nucleotides. RefSeq lists its product as hypothetical. The record is from RefSeq and is a predicted model, not a curated record. The transcript has a single exon. Lineage: Eukaryota; Evosea; Mastigamoebida; Endamoebidae. The coding region runs from base 1 to 1443 and encodes 480 amino acids.